AUGUUACGUUGGACGACAUUCUUUCUACUGUUAUCAUUCACAGUCAUGGUUUUUUCAAAACCUAAUUUUUUCAACAAAAGAACUGAGACAACCACAAAAGCAGUUGAAACUGUAAAGCAGAACAAAUCAAGCGAAGAAGUUUUAACUUCUAUGCGCCCAGACUUCAGUAAUGAAUCGGCAAUGACUUGCGCAGACAAAUGUACCGAUUUCUACAUAGCGAUGAUCAAGAACCAUCCAGAGUUUGAAGUUGAACGUCUUAGAGACGAAAGCUUAGCAUGCAUUCGUCGUUGUCGUAUUGACGAAUGA
Messenger RNA from Auanema sp. JU1783, 306 nucleotides. Lineage: Eukaryota; Metazoa; Nematoda; Chromadorea; Rhabditida; Rhabditidae. The record is from the annotation of a GenBank genome assembly.